Messenger RNA from Durusdinium trenchii, 660 nucleotides. The record is from the annotation of a GenBank genome assembly. Lineage: Eukaryota; Dinophyceae; Suessiales; Symbiodiniaceae.
AUGGCGUUGGAGGCCUUCGCCGCCAGCCGCCCCGCUGGGGCUCCGUUCGCCCCACGGCCGGAGCGCGGAGCUGCUCAACGGUGGAGUGGACCAGGCCCUGCCCGGGCCACUGGGGCCGAGUUCCGGGUCGCUUUGGUGCCCGUGGCCCUCGCCUUGGCCGGGCUCCACGCCUCUCGACGAGGCGAAACGUCCCCGCGCCGGCGGUCCAGACCGCGCUCCGCGAAGAAGAAGGCUCGGUGCGCCUUCGUGGGGCCCACCUUUGACUUCGCCUACUGGGCUGAGCAUGUGGAAGAGGUCCAAAAGAACGCUGACAACAGACAGUUCAACUGCGAUGUGGCAGAAGUUGUCGCGGUCUACCAGGAGCACCGAAGCUCCGCUUUUGAGCUGCAGCAGCUGGCCAAAAAGCGGAACGAACAUGCAAAGUCGAUGAAAGGCAAGAUGGAACCUGACGCAAGGCAAGCCUUGAUCGAAGAAGGAAAGAAAAUCAAGGAGGAGAUUAGCUCCAUGGAAGCAAAGGUGGAUGCGCUGAGCACCAAGAUGAAUUCUCUCGCGCUCGCGGCAGGGACGCCCAGGAUACUCCCAUUGGCGAGGAGGAGAAUGCUACAGUGCUGCGCACCCAUGGCACUCCGCUCAGCUCGGAGAACGCCGGCUUCAAGUUGA